AUGGCUAUCUCUUGUACUUCGGACUUGGAUCCUUCCACCCAGCUCCUUCCAAAUCUUGUUGACCACUACGCCAAGGUCAAGCCCCAUGCUCUCUAUGCGGAAUGUCCCGUCAAUCCCAUGAAUUAUGAGGAUGGCUACAGGCAGAUUACCUACAAGGCCUUUGCCAACGCCAUCAAUGGCGUCGCACAUGGUUUGGCAGAGAGCUUGGGACCCGGUAAUGGAGAGCCCGGUAACGAGGUGUUAGCCUAUCUAGGUCCGAAUGACCUGCGGUACCCGGCUCUGGUUCUGGGGGCUGUCAAGGCCGGCUUCUGCAUGUUUUUACCCUCGCCCCGUAACAGCUUAGCAGCCCAGCAAGCAUUACUGAAAAGGCUUGACUGCACUACGCUGCUGGUUCCUACGCCGCGCCCCCCGUUUGUGACGGCUAUGAUCGAAGCCCUCCCACUCAAGGUCGUGGAAGUUCCAAGUCUGGACACACUUCUAACAGCCGAAUUUCCCGCCUUUGAAUACCGGAAGACAUAUCCGGAAGCGGCUACUGAUCGAUUUGUUGUACUCCACACCUCAGGGUCCACGGGGAUUCCCAAGCCUAUUAUCUGGACUCACGAAAGUGUUGCGAAGCAUAUACGCAUGCAAAGAUUGAGGGCCCCGGCAGGUUCUGAAGGCCAGGAUAGCAAAGGUUUUGGGAAGAGAAUGUACUUGACAUUGCCUCCAUUCCAUGCAGCUGGAAUUGGCCAUACCCUUUUUAUCACGAUUCCGGCAGAUGUGACCCUUAUUAUGCCUACUGCUACUGGUCUCCCGACCGCUGUAGGCUUAGUGGCUGCAAGGAAACAAACCCCAUUCGAGUGGGCUAUUGUUGUGCCCUCAAUUGUGCUGGAGCUAGCACAAGCUCCUGAGCUUCUCGAAUAUUGCAGUACUCACCUAGAAUAUAUUUUCUACUGCGGAGGCGAUUUGCCGCAGGCCAUUGGCAACAAGGUCGCAGCUAAGGUAGAACUUAUGAAUGGAUACGGCGCUUCGGAGCUAGGCAUCAUGAAUGUGGUUCACGCUGCAGACCGCGAUCCAUUGACGGACUGGAGGUAUCUUAACUUCCAUCCGGAGCUAGGGGUGGAAUUUCGCCAUGUCUCCGGCGAGGAGUACGAGGCCGUCGUGGUGCGUACUCCAGACCGUGAAGCCCAUCAGUUCCCAUUCUCUAUGCAAGCGUUCGCGAGUCAGCAGGAAUAUCAUACAAAUGACCUGAUGGUCCGCCAUCCUACAAAGACUGAUCUGUGGCGCCCAUCUGCCCGCGUGGAUGAUGUGAUCGUCUUCUUGAACGGGGAGAAAACCAAUCCUGUCUCGAUGGAGCAACACAUCAUUGCAUAUAAUUCAGAAGUCACCGGGUGCCUAGUGGCCGGUGCACAACGCUUCCAGGCGGCCCUUAUCAUUGAGCGAGGCGGAAAGCCUGCUGAGAGCCGUGACACGAUUAUUGAGGAGCUCUGGCCCAGUAUCGAGCAAGCGAAUAGCUCUGCUCCUGCCCACGCCCGCAUCGCUAAGAGCCAUAUCCUAUUCACAUCGCCCGACAGGCCGAUGCUUCGCGCAGGCAAGGGAACGGUGCAGCGCGCUGGCACGCUGGGUUUGUACGCGCGGGAGCUCGAGGAUCUCUACUCUAGUGCGGACACGAUAUCUCAAAUCGUCGGCCCAGGCGGGGUGGAUGAUACUGCGCAGGUGACUGAGUAUAUCAGAACAACAAUUCUAGCCAUCACAGGGUGGAGUUCGGACAAGUUGACCGACACCGAAAAUUGGUUCAACCUUGGCUUUGACUCCCUACAGGCGAUCACAGCUACGCGUGCGCUUAAGCAGGGUCUCAAUAUUGUCGCCCUCACUCCGAACUUCAUUUACUUGCAUCCGACGGUAGCAGGGCUGACCCAAGGCCUUUGCAAUCUGCACCAGGGCCUCGAGGAAUCCACUGAAUUCAAUACCGAGGCUCUGCUUCAAGAGCGGGACCAGCUACUAGAGGAGCUCAUCGGACAAGUUCAUAUCUCCAAGGCCAAGCAAUCCUCCCAAGUAGCGCCUGCCAUUCAAAGUGUUAUUCUAACUGGGUCCACCGGUCAACUAGGCACUUAUAUGCUCGACGCGCUAUUAAAGAGCCCCGGAGUGAAGCAUAUUUACUGCCUGAACCGAGAUGACCGAGCUCAUGACCGCCAGCAGGAGCGCACACAAGCGCGGGUGAAGUUCUGGAAAAGCGAUCUCAGCCAGGCGGAUCUAGGUCUACAGCCCGAGCAGCUACAAGAAUUGCAGGAAAGCGCCACGCUGAUCAUUCACAAUGCAUGGCCUGUCAACUUCAACCUGUCGCUUGCCUCAUUCAAGCCCCACCUGCUAGGUGUGGUCAACCUCAUCAACUUCAGCGGCCAAGGCACUUACUCUCCGCGCCUAUUCUUCAUCUCCUCAAUCAGCUCGACCAUUGGCCACCACACCGACACCGGUCUCACCCCCGAGAGCAUCGUCACCACCACAACCCCGGCCCCGAACGGCUAUGCCAACAGCAAAUAUGUGGCUGAGCAUCUCCUAGCACAUGCGGUGCAACAGAGCUCCGACAGUCUCGCUUCAGCUCAUGUCGGCCAAGUGGCUGUGGCUCGGGUAGGUCAGGUAGCUGGGCCCAUCAGGUCUCGCGGCUUAUGGAACAAGACCGAGUGGUUCCCUAGCCUUAUCCUGAGCUCGCUAUACCUAGAGGCUCUCCCUGAUGCCAUAGGUCCAGCUCUGGACCGAAUCGACUGGGUGCCGGUUGACCUCCUCGCCGACAUUCUUGUCGACUUGGCCAUUCUCGGAAGCAGCUCCACCUUGAGCUUCUACCACCUGGUGAACUCGCACCCUCAGUCCUGGAAAGAUAUCCGGCCCAUCGUCGCCGAUACCCUUGGUAAAGCUUCUGGGAAGACCCUGGAGACAAUCCCCGAGCGGGAGUGGGUGCUACGUGUUCGACGGGCUGUCGAGCUUCACAGCCAGGCUGGGAAGAAGGACUUGCAGCUUCAACUUUCAAAGAAUCCGGCCGCGAAAUUGCUGGAGUUCUUCGAAACAGCGAUGGCUCAAACGACGCCCGAGAAUGUGCUGGAUGUGCAGAUUACCGCCCAAGUCAGCGAGAAAUUACUUGAGGUGCAUGCGGUGAAGCCGGAAUGGAUCCAAAAAUGGGUUCAGGAGUGGCUGCAGUAG
Molecule: messenger RNA, 3174 nt
Organism: Penicillium pulvis
Lineage: Eukaryota; Fungi; Ascomycota; Eurotiomycetes; Eurotiales; Aspergillaceae
Product: acetyl-CoA synthetase-like protein
Exons: 4
Coding region: 1-3174 (1057 amino acids)
Molecular function (GO): phosphopantetheine binding
Source: RefSeq, a predicted model, not a curated record